Messenger RNA from Fusarium poae, 903 nucleotides. RefSeq lists its product as uncharacterized. Gene Ontology annotation, biological process: epoxide metabolic process. The coding region runs from base 1 to 903 and encodes 300 amino acids. The transcript has 3 exons. NCBI's taxonomy places the organism in Eukaryota, Fungi, Ascomycota, Sordariomycetes, Hypocreales, Nectriaceae. The record is from RefSeq and is a predicted model, not a curated record. Gene Ontology annotation, molecular function: epoxide hydrolase activity.
AUGGCAGACAGCUUCGCACAAAUCCCUUCUGGCGCUCUCAUCCAGCCAAAGCUUUUCAAAGUCUCAAUCGAUGAUGAAAAGGUUGAUGAGCUCAAGCUGCUUAUCAAGCUUAGCAAAAUCGCACCGCCUACCUAUGAGUCUACGCAGAAGGAGAAGAAUUUUGGCAUCACUCACCAAUGGCUUACAGAUGCUAAAGCUGCUUGGAUGAAAUUUGACUGGCGAGCUGCCGAAAAGCAUAUCAAUUCAUACAACCACUGGAUAGUGCCUGUCCAACAUACAAAAGGCGUCUUUGAUGUUCAUUUCACUGGUCUCUUCUCAAAGAAGUUCGACGCUGUCCCUUUGGUGAUGGUUCACGGCUGGCCAGGUAGUUUCCUAGAGUUUCUACAGAUCUUGUCGAUUCUAAAGAAUCGCUACACUCCCGAAACGCUGCCGUACCAUGUUAUUAUUCCAUCCUUGGCGGGGUUCGCCUUUUCCAGUAAACCACCGAUGGACAGAGACUUUGGCAUUGAAGACUCUACACGCCUGAUCAAUACGCUCAUGGUCCAGCUGGGCUUUGGAAGUGGUUAUGUCGCCCAGGGUGGUGAUCUCGGGAGCGUAGUAUCUCGCCAGCUCGCAACAGACUAUGAAGAGUGCAAAGCCAUUCAUAUUAACCUUUGCAUGAUUUCUGAACCAGUCGAUGAUGUCACCGGCGAGGUCACAGAAGCCGAAAAGGAAGGCCUUAUACGUGGCGAAGAAUUCAUGACGCGAGGCUCAGCAUACGCCAUAACCCAUGCCACCAAGCCAAGCACAAUCGGUCUCGUCCUUUCAUCCUCGCCCUUGGCACUUUUGACCUGGAUCGGCGAGAAAUUUCGCGACUGGACAGACGAAGAGCCUCCUAUGGACGAGAUUCUAACCUCUGUCUAA